Molecule: messenger RNA, 2280 nt
Organism: Colletotrichum destructivum
Lineage: Eukaryota; Fungi; Ascomycota; Sordariomycetes; Glomerellales; Glomerellaceae
Exons: 1
Coding region: 1266-2030 (254 amino acids)
Source: RefSeq, a predicted model, not a curated record
GUAGGAGACCGGAGACUUCGCAAUCGUAUUCGCCGGAUGUACUGCAAUGCCCACCUCACAGCGGUUCAUGCACCGUGGCGAUCCCAUUUCUCGGAAGGCUGAGGCGAAAGGACAAGGAUGAUUGACUCGCGCGAGCGUCUGGCAACGAACAAGCCUCUCACACCUCACCGACGAAUUAUCGGAAUUUGACUCCCUUUUGUCCAAUCCGUGGCAUGAUACGAGGCCGGUCUGCGAACUUAAGUCAAAUGCGCCACCUCAAGGCGUCAUGCAAGGUACACCAGUCGCUCCAGUGAUUGUAGGAGGGCCGAUCAUAACCUGUUCCUCACCCAGUCUAGUGAAAGACUGUCUUGCACAUUCCUUACUCGCUCAAGUUCAUGGCCUCAAAGAUGCCCACCAGUCAAGCAACGGUAGUCUUUUGCCCUUGGGACUCGGCACGUUCGGUUGGCGCCAUGGCGGGCGAGGCAGUCAUCUGCCUGACUCGACCACCCACCGAAAUCCGUGGUGGUUGCCACUCUGUGUCAGCUUAUUCAUAAAAGCCGCCGUAGUCGCGCAGCGGACAACACCCACCCGGAGGAACGCGACGCCCACAAUGCCGGGUUUUCUUACUGUUCGUGAGGAAUAGUGAUACAACCAAUACGAACUCCAGCCUAGGCCUCAGCUUACCACCACUUUUGGACACACACCUCUUCUUCUGGCAGCAUGCCGGUUACUUGGAGAUCUGCACAGCUUUUUCUGUCAGUCUUGACGGCUCAAAAGUCACGUUCUCAUACUACUUCCUCCACGUGGGGGGGAGGGGGCUGAGGGUGGCUGGCUGGCUGCCCCACGAUGUUGAGACCUCAGCACCGGGUCAUGGACGCUGGUGACCACCCUUUUCCAGCCAUACAAAGCAGCCCUGGGCUGGUCGACAUGACUGAGCCGAAUCACCAGCCGGCCUGGAUCUUACCGGUGUGUGUGGUGGAGGGCAGUGUCACAAAGCGUCCGGCUCAAAACCAUCUGCCUGCUGAAGCCCCGAUGCGACUAUAUAAGUAUGAGUAAACCGCCUCAUCUGUAAGUUUGCACAUAACCUGAACCGUCACGAUUCACCGCACCUUCCCAGUGUUAAAGGUCAGAAGCUCUCUACCUUUGUGCUUUCGUCUGGUACUACUCUUGAGCCGGCCAGGCCGGCGCGGACUUGAUACGUCUCUUCAGCUGUUGCUGUGCAGACGCCAUUCCAUCAAUAUACCAAGUCCAAAACGGCCACUAGCAACACUUUACACAACGGCAAGAUGCCUCAAACGACACCAAGGUCCCCUUCGAGGCGAGACUCGUGGCCACCUACUCUAGUGCGCCUCGCCCCAACGAUUCCAAAGGAGUAUCCUUCACUAGACGAUAUCGACGACGACCCACUCACUUAUUUCUUGACCCCCGCACCUGACCUGGAGGACGCUGACGAGGAUGUCGACAUGAUGAACUUUGACGCUGGGAUCGAGGACAACAGCCCGCGCGACAUUGUACGCAGCGUGAGCCCGUCGACCCUAGACAGCCUGAAUAAGGCCAAGGGCCGCAGGUCACCGCCGGUACCUGACCUCUCCGACAUUGCCACGCCUGAUACCGACGACGACGACGACGACAGUGAGGACUACGUUCGCUUUGCACCACAGGGGUUCAUGGUACCUUUCAGCCUGCGCGACUUCGCGGUAGACGGCGCCAAGUUCAAGUCACGGCCUAAGCCUUCAGAUGUGCUCCUUUCGCCCCCAUUUUUGCCGCCUAGUCGGGACCGGGCGCCUGUGCGACCAGGCGGGCGAGGCCGCCAGCGGAGCGUCUCUUUCCGCCACCAGCGCUCACAGCGUGUUUGGCGCGAGCCCAGCCCGGACGUCUGGUCCAUUGAAGAAGAGACAGAGCAGGAAAUGGUGAGCGAAAUAGGCAGCAGCAUCGGCGGCACGAGCGACGUCGGGAACGCGGAGGACGUGCCGGAGGCGGACAUGGACAAAGACAUAGAGGCUGCGAAGCCAAGAAAGAAGGUCCGGUUUCUGUUGCCCGCGAUGGAGUGAGCAACAACGAUACAUCAUGACAUUGCACGGCGUUUGGGGAGGGGUAUCAUUCUGUCUUCCAUGGGAGGCAAUACUGUCGAUUCUUUUUCCCUUCCUUUUUUUCCUUUCCCCCUCAUAUGAUGGGGCAUUUUGGCGAGGUAUUUGGUGAUGGCCGUACGGCAUGGGGUUUUGAGUUUGCACAACACCCAACGUUAAGGUUGGUACACUAGUUCGGGCGCUAUUGUUGUUUUUCGAGCGCAUACACACAGCG